CGCCACGGCCGCCAUUGGAGAGCAGCAGCCAUGGCUCUGCGCUACCUUAUGGCCGUGGGCCUCAACAAGGGCCACAAGGUGACCAAGAACGUGAGCAAGCCCAGGCACGGCCGCCGCCGCGGGCGUCUGAGCAAACGCACCAAGUUUGUGCGGGACAUGAUCCGGGAGGUGUGUGGCUUCGCUUCGUACGAGCUGCGCGCCAUGGAGUCACUGAAGGUCUCCAAGGAGAAACGGGCCCUCAAGUUCAUCAAGAAAAGGGUGGGGACGCACAUCCGUGCCAAGAGGAAGCGGGAGGAGCUGAGCAAGGUACUGGCUGCCAUGAGGAAAGCCGCUGGCAAGAAAGACUGA
Molecule: messenger RNA, 348 nt
Organism: Gorilla gorilla gorilla (western lowland gorilla)
Lineage: Eukaryota; Metazoa; Chordata; Mammalia; Primates; Hominidae
Product: large ribosomal subunit protein eL36-like
Exons: 1
Coding region: 31-348 (105 amino acids)
Biological process (GO): translation
Cellular component (GO): ribosome
Molecular function (GO): structural constituent of ribosome
Source: RefSeq, a predicted model, not a curated record